AUGUCCAGUGGAAUACUACAGCCAGUUCAGGGUUUCAUUGAAGGAGAAAGAAGAUCAGAUCCAGGCACAAAGAAUUUUGCUUGUCCCAAAGGCUUCUCAGCUCUAGUCAAAUAUUUUUUAGCACAGGCAGAGCCAGUAGAAACCAGAUAUGGUGCUCGUGUUAUAAAUAUAAAGAAUGAAGCCACAAAUAAAUUACAGGUCUUUACUGAUUCUGGACACACAGAUGUUUUUGAUACAGUUAUCCUCACAAUGCCAGUACCUCAACUCUUCUUGAUUGAUGGAUGUAUUCAGGACAUAUUAGAAUCAAAGCCUGACUUAAAGAAGAAACUGCAGGCAGUGACAUAUUCAUCUCGUUUUUGCCUUGGUAUUUAUUAUCCACGUGGAACCCACUUGAAUAUACCUUGGACAGCCAAAUAUAUAGACGGUCAUCCUUGCAUCAGAUAUGUAUGUGUAGACAGUUGUAAAAGAGGAGCAGAUGAGGAUUUGGUUGGACCUUCGCUUUUGGUUCACACAAGUGUGCCAUAUUCCAUUCAGCAUGUGGAAGCAGAUAAAGAAGCUAUGAAACCAAUUUUGAUGGAAUUCCUAAAUGACUUGUUACCAAAUCUUCCCCAGCCAGAUUUCAUCAAAAGCCACAAAUGGCGAUAUUCUCAGGUAUCAAAAACCUUUGAAGGUAGCUCUGGCUGCAUCUCUCUUCUUGAUGAGCCACCGAUAUUAAUCGGUGGUGAUGCUUUCACACGGUCAAAGUUUGAUGGGUGCAUCCAAUCUGCAGAAACCCUUGUUUCUUUCAUCUUGAAAGGGAAUCUUCUCAAAGCAACUGGUAGCUGA
Messenger RNA from Acanthosepion pharaonis, 825 nucleotides. NCBI's taxonomy places the organism in Eukaryota, Metazoa, Mollusca, Cephalopoda, Sepiida, Sepiidae. The record is from the annotation of a GenBank genome assembly.